This is a messenger RNA of Oppiella nova, 1479 nucleotides long. Lineage: Eukaryota; Metazoa; Arthropoda; Arachnida; Sarcoptiformes; Oppiidae. The record is from the annotation of a GenBank genome assembly.
AUGGCAAAACUUUCGCUGUUAUUACUCCUAACUUUAGUGUUGGGGAUCACCUCCAGUCCCGUUCAGGUGGGAACCCGAGCCUCCAGAGAUCAUAACGACUACACGAAAAACCCUCACCGAGUGGUCUGUUAUUUCGGAAGUUGGGCCCAUUAUCGCAAAGUCCAACCCUUCGAUAUCGAGAACAUUGAAUACGAUUUGUGUACUCAUAUUAACUAUGGUUUCGCCAAAAUCAAUGAAUCCACGUAUGAGAUACAGGUCUUCGAUGACUGGCUGGACAUCCAUUUCGAAGGGUACAAGAGGUUCGUGGAUUUGAGGACAAAGAACCCUCACUUAACGACAAUGAUAUCAGUCGGGGGAUUGCAUGAGGGGUCAGAAAAGUACUCGGAUAUGGUUAAGGACGCAAACAGAGCCCGAUUCGUGAAAAGUGUAUUGGAUUUCCUCAAGAAGUAUGACUUCGAUGGACUGGAUCUCGAUUGGGAGUACCCGGCUAACAGAGGUGGUGAUGAGGUCGCAGAUAAACCCUAUUUUCUGAAACUGCUGAAGGAAUUGAGAGAAGCCUUCGACCCGCACGGGUAUCUCCUGACGGCUGCCCUCUCACCCAAAAAGCAAAAGAUUGACGCCGCCUAUAGAGACGUACCCCUAAUGAACGAACUCCUUGAUUGGGGAAACAUAAUGACAUACGACUAUCACGGGGGUUGGGAAGACAUACUCGGACACAACGCCCCACUCUAUAGCCGACCCGAUGAGACAGAAGGCGAUUACCGAUACUUUAACGUCAACUAUACUGUCAGUUAUUACUUGUCAUUGGGUUUGAAGAAGGAGAAGAUGGUGAUGGGAGUGCCCUUCUAUGGUCGCGCCUGGAGUUUGUUGGAUAAAGAUAAGCAUAAUCUUCACGACAUUGCAAAGGGUGUGGCCGGAGUGUUGGGAUAUAAUGAGUUAUGUCAGGAAGAACUCCAGGAUCCCACCAAAUGGCAUAACACUUAUGACACAUCCUAUCGGGCGCCGUAUGCUUAUAACGACGAGAUAUUCAUUGGUUACGAAGACGUGGAGAGUAUUUCGUGCAAAAUCGCAUACUUGAAAUCCAUGGGACUGUCGGGUGGUAUGGUGUGGGCCCUCGAGAACGACGACUUUCUGAACAAAUGCGGGGGCGGGAAGUCACCCCUCAUGAACAAAGUGCACCGUAUGUUGAAUGGCGAUGAGAUCAAGUCGUUUGAGUGCAAAUUCGCACCACAACCUACUACCACUACCACCACCACCACCACUACUACUACCACUUCACCCCACUCCACCCCUAUCGAUUGGUGGUGCUCUCGGGACGGCUAUAUUCCACACCCCAGUGACCCCCAUAAGUACUUCCAGUGCGAAUGGAUCCCAGGCACCGGAUGGUACUUCCAUUUGCACGAAUGUCCCAUUCACACCACAUGGGUGCAAAGGGACAGAAUGUGCGAUGGCCCUGAUACACCACCAAUGGAUGACUAA